Molecule: messenger RNA, 2586 nt
Organism: Drosophila elegans
Lineage: Eukaryota; Metazoa; Arthropoda; Insecta; Diptera; Drosophilidae
Product: lateral signaling target protein 2 homolog
Exons: 2
Coding region: 512-2275 (587 amino acids)
Source: RefSeq, a predicted model, not a curated record
UUGUGCGAUGUGCCAUCUCUAGCGCGAAAUAAGCAACGCUAAAAAAAAGCAAUAGCAAAAAAGCAAAGCAAGAGCAUCGGAGCUGGGAAAAUUCGCAGAGUUCUAGCAAAAGCCCGUGGUGGAGGAUUGGUUUCUGGAGAAGAUUGAGUGGCGGAUAUACCAAAAGGAGAAGAUCCUGCCGCACACACUCGCUAUCCCUUCAUAUCGAGUGUGCAGGGGUGUGUGAGUGCGUGUUUUUACACCUACACAACAAUUCCAACUGUGUGUGGAAGUGUGUGUGCAUGUGAGUGUGCAUCUCAACGAGAACUAUCGAAAAUCGCUCUUUUUCUGGGUAAACAAAAACAAAACAAUUAGAUGUGAGCAGCAGGAUCGUGAGUAUACGGAUCGGAUCAAGAUACAGAUCCGGAUCAGGAGCACAAGUCCAGUGAAUCGGCACCAGAAGCAUCAGCAGCAUCAUCAUCAGCAGCAGCAGCACCAGCAGCGACAGCACCAACAGCCCCAGUGAAGCAACAUGUCCUCGUCGACGUCAGAGCGCAAGCGCUACCACAAGGACAACGCGCCCACAGACGACAUCCUUACGCUGAUCAACCUGGUGCGCCAGAAUCCAGCCCUCUACAACUACAAACUGCAGCCAAACCAGCGACGCCGCUCCGAUGUCCUCAAUGGAUGGCAGGAGGUUGCCCAGCAGAUAGGAAACAAGUACACGGUGCAGGAGGUGCGGCGCAAGUGGAAGAACCUGCGGGACACGUUCCACCAGUACCGCCUGCGCACGCCCAAGUACAUCGAGGGCCGACUGUCCAAGUGGCGCUACGCCAAGGAGCUGGACUUCCUGUCGACGGUGUACCAGCCCAAGCUAAAGUCCCACCGGAACACCCAGAGUGGCUAUGAGGCGAACGGUGGAGGAGGAGGAGGAGGAGCAGGAGCAGGAGCAGGUGGAGGCAGUGGAGGCGGCGGCGUGGGAGGCGGUAAUAGCAACAGUUUGCCCAUUGGUUCGAUGCUGCAUCUGAAGCAGCAUGUGGACGACGACGAUGAUGAGAUGGUGGACGAUGAUGGGCAAUCGGAUCACGAUACGGGCACGCUAUCCUCACAUCACGGCACCUCGCAGAUCACAUUGGUCAGCGACGAGGCGGAGACCUUCAUCCUGACCGCCUACGAGGAGGGCGUUUCGGAUGACACUGUCUCGCAGCACCAUCAUCACCAUCAUCAUGGCCACCAUCACCACCAACACCACCAGCAGCAGCAGCAGCAUCACCACCACCAGCCGCACCACCAUCAUCACCAUCAUCAUCAUCAGUCGCAGCACGAUGGCAGCAUCUCCAGCAUUGAACUCUCCCAGAUUGCCCACGAUGAUGAUGUGGUCGACGAUGUGGACGACGACGACGAUGUCGUCGAUCACGAUGGCCAGGUGGACAUUGUGAAGCAUGAACUGGACGAGGACGGUGCCACCGGCGCCGAGGUGGACUACGAGGAGGUCUGCCUGUACGAGGAGGCCAGCGGUGCCCAUGUGGAUUGCGAAAUGGGCGUGGGCGAUGCCGUAGAUGGCGGCAGCGAUGUCACCCACGGCAAGGACUUCCACUACAUCGAUGCGCAUGACUUUUGCAUAUCGGACAUUGAGCCGCAAACGGUUCGCUCCACUCAGCAUCAGUUUUCGAGCAGCGGCGGAUCGGGCAAUGCCUCGAAUAGUGUCCUCGCCGGCGGCACUGUGGUGGCCGAUGGCAAGCUCAAGAAUCUCACGCUGGUCACCACCACGGCCACUGCGGCGUCCGGAGGAGGCGGUGGACCAUCAUCCAAUCGUCACGAUUCCUCGGUGUCUGCAACGCAGCAGAUUUCUCUGGUGGAUGUGACCGAGGCCACCAGUACCAGUGUGACGAUUUCCAGCACGCCGGCGAUUUCGCUGAAUGCCGCCACGGUGACCACCACACCGGCAGCGGCACUAUGCAACACCACAUCCUUCACAUCCACGCCAACGGCCACGAUCCUUCAGUUGCCGUCCCUGAGUUGCGGAUCGGGAUCCGGAUCGGGAUCUGGAUCCGGCCAGCCAUUGGCCGUCAGUGCGGCGGCCAGCAGCUCCAACAAUCUUGUCAAGGAGGACGAGCUGCAUCAGCAGCAUCAAGUGGCCCAGGCGCUGGCCAAACGUGAUGAGCUCGAUCUGUUCUUUGACUUCCUCAAGAAGAAGAUGCAGUGCUUCAGCAAGACGCAGAUCACGCACAUUCAGAUGGAGUUCCUCAAUUGCGUCAGUCGGCAGGAGGUGGCCGAGCAGGAUGGCAAGGACUAGAAACAUCCUUGCUAAUCCUCUGAUGAACCUUCCCCUCCCCCCCCAACACACACACACACACAAUCCCCCCGCGAUCCCCGAGUAGUUGCUUAGUUUUUUCCAUGUAUAGGAUUUAGGAGUCGUACCGUUUACCAGUUUGCAAGUUCGCGGCUUCCGUGUUCUUCAGUUAGCUUUACCCUUACCACCCACAAUCAACAGCAAAUCGCAUGUACACAUAUAUAUAUAAAUACACAUAUAUAUAUAUAUAUAACCCAGCGUUAUAUAAAAAAUUGUAAUUGAAUUUAAGUGUAUAAUAAAUCGAUUCUCGAAAA